This is a messenger RNA of Alnus glutinosa, 1201 nucleotides long. Its product is annotated as gamma-soluble NSF attachment protein. The record is from RefSeq and is a predicted model, not a curated record. Lineage: Eukaryota; Viridiplantae; Streptophyta; Magnoliopsida; Fagales; Betulaceae. The transcript has 9 exons. The coding region runs from base 110 to 1000 and encodes 296 amino acids. Gene Ontology annotation, molecular function: syntaxin binding; soluble NSF attachment protein activity. Gene Ontology annotation, biological process: intracellular protein transport. Gene Ontology annotation, cellular component: vacuolar membrane; SNARE complex.
AACCCCAACCCAACAAUAUGAAAGAAUUUCAGGUUGUGCUGUACGCUAAUCUGGAAAUGUCCGACUCAUAGAGAGAGAGACCCGGACUUGAAGAAACUCCGAAUCAGCCAUGGCCGGUUCCGAUCUCGAGAAGUUGAUGAUCAAAGCCGACAAACUAACAAAACUCAGUCUUACAAGGUGGAGUGCUGAUUGGAAAAGUGCUACUCAGUUGUAUGAGCAGGCCGCUAACGGGUUUAGGCUCACCAAGAACUAUGACAAAGCAAAAGAAGCAUUUGAGAAAGCUUCGAAAGGACAAGAGAUGCUUUCUUCACCCUGGGACGCUGCUAAGCAUAUGGAAUCUGCUGCUGCUCUAGCAAAGGAACUAGGCAAAUUCAGCGAAGUUGCUGAUUUUUAUAGAAGGGCAUCUGAGCUAUACACUGUCUGUGGGAGAUCACAGCCUGCAUCGGAUGCUCUUGCGAAGGGUGCCCGUGCUCUUGAAGAUGCUGUGCCUGAUGAAGCUAUUCAACUUUACACUGAUGCUUGUUCUAUUCUCGAAGAGGAUGGGAAGGAACAAAUGGCCUUUGAUCUAUAUCGUGAUGCAACAAGUGUUUAUAUAAAACUUGAGAAGUAUACAGAUGCUGCCACUUUCCUAUUGAGAUUGGGCUUAGCAGCUGAUAAAUGCAAGGCAACGAAUAGCAAAUGCAAGGCAUAUCUUAGCUCAAUUAUUGUUUACCUCUAUGCACAUGACUUCAAGGAAGCAGAGAAGUGCUAUAAUGACUGUUCUCAAGUUGAUGGGUUUUUGAGAAGUGACCAGGGCCGUUGUGCUAGUAAGCUUCUUUCUGCUUAUUCAGAAGGUGACAUUGAAGAAAUCAAACGUCUGGCUCAGUCAAGUGCUGUUUCUAAUCUUGAUCAUGUGAUCAUCAGGCUUGCUAGGAAACUGCCUACUGGCGAAGUGAGUGCACUAAAGAGUGAUGGUGUGGGAGAGCAAGAAGAGGCACUGGAUGAAAAUGACCUCACUUAACCGCUCACUGACGCUGCUUGGAUCUACUCCUUUUUUGUAAGAAUAUUUUUCAAAAUUUGAUUUUAUUUUAUUUUAUUUUAUUUUUUUUUAAAAAAAAUAAAUAAAUAAAAAAUUGUUUACCUGCAUUUGUAUAAAAAGUUGCAUUGUAUUCUCGACUCUAUCUAUGGGUUAAACACAUGAAGAAGUGGUGUACACUUAGAA